This is a messenger RNA of Strongylus vulgaris, 252 nucleotides long. The record is from the annotation of a GenBank genome assembly. Lineage: Eukaryota; Metazoa; Nematoda; Chromadorea; Rhabditida; Strongylidae.
AUGAUAUUCGCCGUAUCACAGAUGCGUACCGUGGUGUUCUUACUCGCCGUCGGCGCAGUGUUCGCCCAUUGCCAAUCCCAGAAUUCUGGCUACGAAAAUGCAGAGGUUGUACAACCUGCACCUGCAGUCCCACCCAGUGCUAGCGGUGGAGACCAGCAAGCGUACAAUUCGGAUGGUGGAUCUGGCGGAACUAAACCAGCUCCCGGGCCUGGACCUGCGCCAGGACCUGGACCUGCUCCUGGACCUGGACCC